Anopheles coluzzii is the source of this 2361-nucleotide messenger RNA. RefSeq names its product thymosin beta (gene cib). The transcript has 3 exons. Gene Ontology annotation, biological process: actin filament organization. The record is from RefSeq and is a predicted model, not a curated record. The coding region runs from base 402 to 797 and encodes 131 amino acids. Gene Ontology annotation, molecular function: actin monomer binding. Lineage: Eukaryota; Metazoa; Arthropoda; Insecta; Diptera; Culicidae. Gene Ontology annotation, cellular component: cytosol.
GGCCCGGCACGCGUCACCUACCAUUUGCAGUUGUGCUUUCGUGCGAUACAGUUCAGCCUACUCUGUACCAGCCAGUCGGUGCGGCUCUCUCCCUGCCUUUAAACGCAAAACGCGAUAUCACUCGUCUGUCCCCGGUGUGUUUGCUCUCUAAACAAAAGAAAAGCCCCCGCCCCCCCCCCAAUCUUCCAGUGUUGUGCGUGUUUGUUUGUGUGGCAUUGUGUGUAGCCGUGUUUGCUUUCGCCGGCUUUUGCCUUUGUGUUUGCCCCCCAAAAAAAACGGUCAGCGACGACUCAUCAGUCAACUUUCAACCCAACCGCGGUCGGUCAUCGCCCAGCAAAGGAAGCCCGCUAACGUAAACGUUUGUUGAAACCCUCCAACACACACACACACUAAAAGCAACAAUGGAAGCCGCCGGCCAGGAAAGCACCCCCGCUUCGUACCCGCGCGUCAAGCCCGACUUCAAGUCGGAGCUCGAGUCGUUCCGCACGGAGACGCUCGCCAAGGCGGACACGCAGGAGAAGAACUGUCUGCCGACCGCCGCCGACGUCCAGAGCGAGAAGGCCCAGCGCAGCGUGAUCGAGGGCAUUGAGGGCUUCGAUGCGUCCCGUCUGAAGCACGCCGAGACGAAGGAGAAGAACCCACUGCCGGACGUGGAGGCCAUCCAGGCCGAGAAGGGCGUGCAGCAGUUCAUUGCUGGCAUCGAGUCGUUCGAUACCAAGAGCCUGAAGCACGCUGACACGGUCGAGAAGAAUCUGCUGCCGACGGCCGAAACCAUCGAGGCGGAGAAGCGCGCCUAAGCCACCACUCGCGUAUAUGUAUAUAGUGUGUCGUGCUCGCAGCGUCCAGGCCCGUGUGUGUGGUGGUGCUGAUGGGCCCAGCGAGUGUAUACAGGCAGGUGGGCACAGCUGCAUGACGAGAUGAGACUUCAAAAAUAAAAGGAGGCUGUGUGUGGAGCACGAGAACGAGAAAAACGAGACCGACACUCGUCUGCCAGACAGGAGGAAUGCGGCUAUGCGCAAAAGGAUAUGUGCGUCAGAACCAGAGGAGAGAAAAAAAAUACCAUGACAACACACACACACACACAAACGCUGGCCACAUCGCCCAUCGUACUACCAACACCAAAGGCAUUUGUGUUACAUCGAUCUCGUGCAGCGCCUCGUGUGUGCAUUUUUCGCGCGUGCGAUGUGGGGCGCGAGCUCUCUCCUGUUUCCCCCCGCGACACCAUGUCUCAUCCCCGUCGCGGUGCUGUUGUCUUGCUUCCCAGUAUCCUCUUGUCCGUCGCUCAUGAUUUCUUCGUCCAUUCCUACUACUUCCGGCGCGAGGGGACGGCCGCGCGACGACCAUCAUCUACCAGACCUAACAACGCACGGCGAGGACAUCAGUAUUCGGAUUGCGCGCGCGCGCGCGCGCUUCCUCAGCACGUGACGGGCGUCGGCGAGGGAGCUGCUCUCUCAACCCGCGACGACACGAACACGGUUGUGCAAACUUCACGACAUCUUAGAGCCUUAGAGCUACAAAAAUCAGCAAAAAAAACCGUUCCUUGAAAAGAUGAUGAUCGACGCAGAAAUUAUGCGAUACCAUACCCCGCACCCCGCGGCUCUCUACAGCUCUAUUCGCUACGAACGCGAUUACCUCACGAACUUCUACCCCAGCGGGGCAGGGGUUUUUUUUUUAUUGGAUAGAAACUACAGGAGGGGUGUGGUGUUGCAAAAAGAAAAGAAAACCAACACACACACACGCACACACACGAGCAAAUUCUAAAGAACCCUUAGCGCGAACCCCAACACCUGUUUGUAAGGUAGGGGGGAACAGAUGAAGUCGCGUUGUGUGUCUCCUCCUAGCAUUUAUACAUUAAUUAUUAUCGAGAACAAGCAAAAUCGAUGGCAAAAGCAUUUAUACUGAAACGGAAAACGAACCAACACGUUAUGUAAACACCAAAUAAGGCGAAUGCAGAUUAGAAGUGCUGCAAAAGUUAAAAAAAAAGGCGUGUUAUAAAACAAUAGCGAAUGUAAUAGGGGCGGCGGCCGUCCGCCAAGGAGGAGUGUAGGAAUGGUCUUCUGUUUUUUUUUUUUUUAUCACCCAAAAACAUUUCUUCCAUCGUUUACUUUCCCAUUACCCAAGAUUACGAUUGUCGGACGAGGAUGUUUGUGAGCACGACCACUAUAUAUAUAUUUUUUAUAUUUAAUAAUUACUAUUAUAACAGAGAGCAGGAAAGGAGGAAGAAAAGAGAGGGGUAUCAGGAAGAUGCGAGCAGCGCCGAUGCAAAAGCAAAGGCGGCAGCGGCCCCCCAGGGGACAGGAAAGGAAUAUGAAAUGAGAGCUAAAUAUAUAUUACACGACGUUUCAACGGACGAAGCAAAAA